AUAUACCCGGCCACCGGCCACUGGUGCUGUGGCUGUGGCUGACCCCUCUGGACCAGGAUGUGGGUAUCCUGGGCUCCUGGUCUGUGGCUGCUCAAUCUCUGGGCCACCUUCAGCCAUGGGGCAAAUACAGGUGAGCAAUGUCCACCUUCACAGCAGGAGGGACUCAAGCUGGAGCACAGUAGUGACCUAUCAGCCAACGUGACUGGCUUCAACCUCAUCCGCCGACUCAACCUCAUGAAGACCUCUGCCAUCAAGAAGAUCCGCAACCCCAAGGGGCCUCUCAUCCUGCGGCUGGGGGCAGCCCCACUGACCCAGCCCAUGCGACGAGUGUUCCCUCGGGGCCUACCCGAGGAGUUUGCUCUGGUGCUGACGUUGCUGCUCAAGAAGCACACCUACCAGAACACGUGGUAUUUGUUCCAAGUGACUGAUGCCGAUGGGUACCCACAGAUUUCCCUAGAAGUCAACAGCCAAGAGCGGAGUCUGGAACUCCGGGCUCAGGGUCAAGACGGCGACUUUGUGUCCUGCAUCUUCCCAGUGCCCCAGCUCUUUGACCUGCGUUGGCACAAACUGAUGCUGAGCGUGGCUGGACGCGUGGCCUCCGUCCAUGUGGAUUGCAUCUCAACCUCCUCCCAGCCUCUGGGGCCCCGGCGACCCAUGCGACCUGUGGGCCACGUAUUUCUGGGCUUGGAUGCUGAGCAGGGCAAACCCGUCUCGUUUGAUCUGCAGCAGGCCCACAUCUACUGUGACCCGGAGCUCGUGCUGGAGGAGGGCUGCUGUGAGAUUCUGCCAGGGGGGUGCCCCCUGGAGUCCUCCAAGGCCCGCCGGGACACACAAAGCAAUGAGCUCAUCGAGAUCAAUCCACAGAUGGAGGGCAAGGUCUACACUCGCUGCUUCUGCCUGGAGGAGCCUCAGAACAGCAAGGUGGAUGCACAGCUGACGGGAAGAAUCAACCAGAAGGCUGACAGGGGAACGAAGGUCCAUCAGGAGACAGCAGCCCAUGAGUGUCCACCCUGUGUCCACGGAGCCCGAGAGAGCAACGUCACACUAGGUCCCUCUGGCCCCAAGGGAGGGAAAGGUGAACGAGGCCUGCCUGGUCCAUCAGGCUCCAAAGGAGAGAAGGGAGCACGGGGCAAUGACUGUGUUCGGAUCUCCCCGGACGCUCCACUUCAGUGUGCAGAAGGCCCAAAAGGAGAGAAGGGGGAGUCAGGAGGCUUGGGACCCUCAGGACUCCCUGGCUCCACAGGCCAGAAGGGCCAGAAAGGCGAGAAGGGUGACGGAGGCCUCAAGGGCUUGCCGGGAAAGCCAGGCCGAGAUGGCCGGCCUGGAGAGAUCUGUGUCAUUGGGCCCAAGGGGCAGAAGGGAGACCCCGGCUUUGUUGGGCCUGAAGGUCUGGCAGGAGAGCCUGGACCCCCCGGUCUUCCUGGGCCCCCUGGGAUAGGACUGCCCGGAACCCCAGGGGACCCAGGUGGCCCUCCAGGCCCGAAGGGAGACAAGGGCAGCUCUGGCACGCCGGGAAAGGAAGGCCCUGGUGGCAAACCUGGGAAGCCAGGGGUACCAGGGAUGAAGGGAGAGAAGGGUGACCCCUGUGAAGUGUGCCCAACGCUACCUGAAGGGUUCCAGAACUUUGUGGGGCUCCCUGGAAAGCCAGGGCCCAAAGGGGAACCUGGUGAUCCUGCACCAGCCAGGGGAGACCCUGGCAUCCAAGGCAUCAAAGGAGAGAAGGGGGAGCCGUGUUCGUCGUGCAGCCCAGUCGUAGGAGCCCAGCAUCUUGGGCCCUCUACAGGGGCUAAAGGAGAUGUGGGCUUUCCUGGCUCUGGUUUGCCUGGCCUUCCGGGGAAAUCUGGGGCUCCAGGGCUGAAAGGAGAGAAGGGUAAUUUCGGGGAGGCAGGGCCAGCCGGCAGUCCGGGGCCACCAGGACCAGUGGGACCAGCAGGUAUCAAAGGAGCAAAGGGGGAGCCUUGUGAGCCGUGCCUGGCGCUGUCCAGGCCUCAGGAGGGGGAUGGCCGUGUGGUGCACUUGCCUGGCCCGACUGGAGAGAAGGGGGAGCCUGGGCUUCCCGGCUUUGGCCUACCAGGAAAGCAGGGCAAGGCCGGAGAGCGUGGACUGAAGGGGCAGAAGGGUGAUGCUGGGAAUCCCGGAGACCCUGGAACUCCAGGGAGCACAGGACAGCCAGGGCUGUCAGGAGAGCCUGGGGUUCGGGGACCUGCAGGGCCAAAAGGAGAAAAGGGUGAUGGCUGCACUGCCUGCCCCAGCCUGCAGGGGCUGCCGACCAAUAUGGCUGGAUUGCCUGGGAAGCCUGGCCCCAAAGGAGAGCCCGGCCCAGAAGGUGUGGGCCAGCCUGGCAAACCGGGCCAGCCUGGUCUACCAGGAGUUCAAGGACCCCCAGGACUGAAGGGCAUACAGGGGGAGCCAGGUCCUCCAGGAAUGGGAGCCCAGGGGCCCCCGGGAGAGCCUGGAGCCCAGGGUGUGCCUGGCAUGCAGGGAUUUCCGGGACCUCGAGGACCACCUGGCCCCGCUGGAGAAAAGGGUAACCAGGGAUCUCCAGGGCUGAAAGGAGCCACCGGACCCAUGGGACCCCCUGGUGCCAGUGUUUCUGGACUUCCGGGCCUUGAUGGGCAGCAAGGACAGACUGGACUUCCGGGGGCCAGAGGAACGCCGGGUGAAAAGGGAUCUCGAGGAGAGAAGGGUGAGCCAGGGGAGUGCUCUUGCCCCCCUCGAGGAGACCCCAUCUUCUCUGGCAUGCCGGGUGCUCCGGGACUUUGGAUGGGCAGCUCCUGGCAGCCGGGCCCGCAGGGUCCCCCAGGUGUCCCUGGACCUCCAGGCCCCCCAGGAAUGCCCGGGCUGCAGGGAGUGCCUGGAAACAACGGCUUGCCAGGACAGCCUGGGCUCACUGCAGAACUGGGCUCCUUACCCAUUGAGAAGCACCUUCUUAAGAGCAUCUGCGGGGACUGUGUCCAGGGCCCGACGGCCCACCCAGCAUCCCUCCUGGAGAAAGGAGAGAAGGGAGACCAGGGCAUCCCGGGUGUGCCAGGCCUGGACAACUGCGCUCGGUGCUUCUCAGAGCGGGAGCGCCCGAGAGCUGAGGAGGCGAGGGGAGACAGCAUCGAGGGCGAUAAUGGCUGUGUGGGCAGCCCUGGCCUCCCUGGUCCUCCGGGACUGCCAGGCCAGAGGGGAGAAGAGGGUCCGCCAGGCAUGAGGGGCUCCCAAGGUCCUCCAGGCCCAAUUGGCCCCCCAGGCUUUCCUGGUGCUGUUGGCUCCCCCGGAUUGCCUGGUCUUCAAGGAGAACGAGGUCUCAGGGGCUUGACAGGAGACAAAGGUGAACCGGGUCCUCCAGGACAACCUGGCUACCCAGGUGCCAUGGGCCCCCCGGGACUGCCAGGCAUCAAGGGGGAGCGUGGCUACACAGGGCCCGCGGGAGAGAAGGGCGAGUCGGGCCCGCCGGGAACAGAAGGCCUCCCAGGUCCCCCAGGCCCAGCUGGUCCCCGAGGAGAGCGAGGACCCCAAGGGAACUCAGGUGAAAAGGGAGACCAGGGAUUUCAAGGCCAGCCAGGCUUCCCAGGCCCACCGGGUCCCCCUGGAUUCCCAGGCAAAGCUGGAGCACCUGGCCCACCUGGGCCCCAAGCAGAGAAGGGCAGUGAAGGGAUUCGCGGCCCAGCAGGCUUGCCUGGUUCCCCUGGGCCACCAGGACCCCCUGGGAUUCAGGGCCCCGCCGGCCUGGACGGUCUAGAUGGGAAGGAUGGCAAGCCCGGCCUGAGGGGGGACCCUGGUCCCGCUGGCCCCCCCGGACUCAUGGGACCCCCGGGUUUCAAGGGGAAAACUGGACACCCUGGCCUCCCAGGACCUAAGGGUGACUGUGGCCAACCAGGCCCCCCUGGUAGCAGCGGCCGGCCCGGCGCGGAGGGUGAGCCUGGUGCCAUGGGACCCCAAGGGCGACCUGGCCCCCCUGGCCACAUUGGGCCUCCGGGGCCUCCGGGCCAGCCAGGUCCAGCUGGGAUCUCUGCAGUGGGCCUGAAAGGAGACCGGGGAGCCACUGGAGAAAGGGGCAUGGUGGGCCUCCCAGGUCAGCCUGGCCCACCUGGACACCCUGGUCCCCCGGGUGAACCUGGUGCAGAUGGUGCGGCCGGCAAAGAGGGACCCCCUGGAAAACAGGGACUCUAUGGACCUCCUGGUCCAAAGGGUGAUCCAGGACCCGCAGGACAGAAGGGCCAGGCAGGAGAGAAGGGAAGAUCUGGCAUGCCUGGCGGACCUGGCAAGAGUGGCUCUAUGGGGCCUGUUGGGCCACCAGGUCCUGCAGGAGAGAGAGGCCACCCUGGGUCUCCAGGUCCUGCGGGAAGCCCUGGAUUGCCCGGUGUGCCUGGCUCCAUGGGAGACAUGGUGAAUUAUGAUGAAAUCAAGAGGUUCAUCAGACAAGAGAUCAUUAAAAUGUUUGAUGAGCGAAUGGCUUACUACACCUCCAGGAUGCAGUUCCCCAUGGAGAUAGCAGCAGCUCCUGGUCGGCCAGGGCCGCCAGGGAAGGAUGGUGCCCCAGGUCGGCCAGGUGCUCCAGGAUCACCCGGACUCCCCGGUCAGAUUGGCAGAGAAGGACGACAGGGUUUGCCAGGAAUGAGAGGGUUGCCUGGUACCAAAGGUGAAAAGGGAGACAUUGGCAUUGGCGUUGCAGGAGAAAAUGGUCUCCCUGGACCCCCAGGUCCUCAGGGGCCUCCAGGGUAUGGCAAGAUGGGUGCAACUGGGCCGAUGGGCCAGCAAGGCAUUCCUGGCAUCCCUGGUCCACCAGGUCCCAUGGGCCAGCCAGGCAAGGCCGGCCACUGCAACCCCUCAGACUGCUUUGGGGCCAUGCCAAUGGAGCAGCAGUACCCACCCAUGAAAAACAUGAAGGGGCCUUUCGGCUGAAAUCGCCACCUGCCACAAGAUGAAGGACUUCAUUGGGAAUAAUUGGCCAAAGCGUUCAGGACUCUAUGAUAGGUUGUGAAUGUUUGUGUGGUUGAUGUUGUUAUUGUUAAUUGCUGUUAAUAUUUUUUUAACAAUAAAGAAAUAAAACUAU
Messenger RNA from Marmota flaviventris (yellow-bellied marmot), 5041 nucleotides. The record is from RefSeq and is a predicted model, not a curated record. Lineage: Eukaryota; Metazoa; Chordata; Mammalia; Rodentia; Sciuridae.